This is a messenger RNA of Larimichthys crocea (large yellow croaker), 3036 nucleotides long. It is a transcript of the gene macroh2a1, whose product is annotated as macroH2A.1 histone. The transcript has 9 exons. The record is from RefSeq and is a predicted model, not a curated record. Gene Ontology annotation, cellular component: nucleosome. Gene Ontology annotation, molecular function: structural constituent of chromatin; protein heterodimerization activity; DNA binding. NCBI's taxonomy places the organism in Eukaryota, Metazoa, Chordata, Actinopteri, Sciaenidae. The coding region runs from base 448 to 1557 and encodes 369 amino acids.
ACAUGACGAUUGGGGUUGAUUUAAAGGGCAGGGGACUAUUUUCACAAGGUGCCCAGUGUUAAUGACACCCCUGGUCAAAGAGUUUGAUGUAGCCAACAGUAAAUACACUAUUUAUAAUAUGACUGCAGGAAAGCUUAAAUAUGAGAGUUGGCAUCGAUCUGCCCGGGAAAAAGUCGAGCAUUUUCAGUUCAAACCACGUGUUUUCUUGCACAUAGUAAAUGUGCAAAGGGUUAAAGAUCAUCUCGGCAGCAGAUUCAGAUUCAGCAGGUUUGCUCGCUGCUCUCCAGCAGUUGCAUCGCUCCGCGGGCAGCGCUGGCUCGCUCCGAUAUUUCAACUCGCUGUGGAUUGUGGGAGUCGAGGACUCUGCCCAGGCUUGUUACCGGAGAACCGGAGACAUUUUCUCGCCGUGCCCUGUUGUAGCCUGACACUGGUAACAGUCUUAGCACCAUGUCCAGCCGAGGAGGAAAGAAGAAGUUGACCAAGACGUCCCGGUCCACUAAGGCAGGGGUCAUCUUCCCUGUGGGACGCAUGCUGCGCUACAUCAAAAGGGGCCUGCCCAAAUAUCGCAUUGGGGUGGGAGCACCCGUUUACCUGGCUGCUGUCCUUGAGUAUCUAACCGCCGAGAUCUUGGAGUUGGCAGGUAAUGCAGCCAGAGACAACAAGAAGGGUCGCGUCACACCACGACACAUCCUGCUGGCCAUCGCCAACGAUGAGGAGUUGAACCAGUUGCUGAAAGGUGUGACUAUCGCAGCAGGUGGCGUCCUGCCCAACAUCCAUCCAGAGCUGCUGGCUAAGAAGAGAGGAGCAAAGGGAAAACUGGAGACACCCGUCUCACCUGCCCCCGAGAAGAAACCCAAGCCGGUGAAGAAAUCAGCCGCCAAGAAACUAAGCGGGAAAAAGGCAGGAGGGAAGGCCAAGAAGCAGGGUGAGGUGAGCAAAGCAGCGUCGGCAGACAGCACCACAGAGGGAUCUCCUGUUGACAGUUUCACCGUGCUCUCCACCAAGAGCCUCUUCCUGGGUCAGAAGCUCAACCUCAUCCACAGCGAGGUCAGUAACUUGGCUGGCUUUGACGUGGAGGGGGUCAUCAAUCCCACCAAUGCUGAACUUGAACUUAAAGAUGAUCUAGGCUCUGCUUUGGAAAAGAAGGGAGGGAAGGAGUUCACUGAAGCGCUGCAGGAGCUGAAGAAGAAAAACGGCCCUCUGGAGGUGGCUGGUGCUGUGUUGACCGCUGGAUUUGGUCUGCCUGCGAAAUACGUCAUCCACUGUAACAGUCCAGGCUGGGGCUCCGACAAGUGUGAAGAGUUGCUGGACAAGACUGUGAAGAACUGCCUGGCUCUGGCCGACGAGAAGAAGCUCAAGUCCGUGGCUUUCCCCUCCAUUGGUAGUGGCAGGAAUGGCUUCCCGAAGCAAACGGCAGCCCAGCUGAUCCUUAAGGCCAUCUCCAGUUACUUUGUGGCCACUAUGUCUUCCACCAUCAAGACCGUCUACUUUGUGCUGUUUGACAGCGAGAGCAUUGGGAUCUACGUGCAGGAAAUGGCCAAGCUGGAGACGAGCUAAGAGUUUGGAGUAUCCGUCUCCUUGUCCCCUUUUCCCCCCACUCUGUUUUUUCUUGCAAGGAGAAAGUAAGCAAGUUGUUUAUUAGUGAUUUGUUAAAUAUGAAGAGAGGAAGAAAAAGAAGAAUCUUUCUAUAGGCCGGGAACUUGUUUUUGCAUUAUGUUUGUAUUUUUCCUAUAUUGUUUUUAAUUUUCUUAUUUACUUGUUCACCUCUGGCAUUUAAAUGUAAAAGUGCACUGUUCAUUCUGCAGUCUUUUAAUACAAACAGUGGCACACAAAACCGAUUCAGCAAGUAAAAAGACUCACUGUAAGAUUUAAUUUUCAUGGUAUAUACGGUAAAAGAUUGUGAGAGAUAGCUACACCUCAAUUACCAGGCUUCCAGAGAAGUCCGAUGAAUACGGGUUAAUGCAUGUGAUGGCAGUAAAGGUAGUAAAAACAGCUAUUCUCUUUUGAUCUAUCUUUUGAUCUCAAAAACACAAGACAUUUAAUUCAGUGUAUUUUUUUUGGUAUCAAUCGUGUGUUUUGGAACAUCUCUGUUGUUAUUAGUACUGCUUAAUGAAAAGGUAAAGCGUGAAGAAAAGUUCAGUUUGUUCUACUUUGGUCUUCAAGAGACUAAUAUAACAGAACUAUAGGUUUUGUGUUGUGUGUUGCAAAUUCCUGUGUUUGCCUUUGUUCACACGGGCAAAAAAAAUUUCCUCGUGUGCUGCAGAGACCUUGAAUUUCCAAGUUCAAGGAAAAAAAAAAGUAUACAGUCAUAUAAAUGCCUGUAUACUUAUUAUAUAGUCAUCCUGGUACUAACAUCAUGAGUUUGUACUGUAAACCGAACACCCGUUGGUCUUCAUUUACAGUAAAAAAUCAAUCAGUUAAUGACAUAAGAUGGUAGAACAGGAGAUUGGAGGUUUUUGCAGGGCUCAAAUGGCGUUAUAUUGUGUGUUCCUAUAUGAGUGUUUAUAUAGAUGGAGUAUUUGUGAAAUGUUAUAGUAAAAUAUUGGACUGUAACAUAGAUUUUUAUUUUAUAUUUUAAUUUUCACAUUGAUUCUAAAAGGCGCAGGUGGCUCGGAAGCAAAAAAAACAAAACAAAAAGAAACAAUUGUAAGAGUUUUUUUUGUGUGUGUGUUUUGUCUUUGUUAAGCCAUAAAACAAAUGUGCUCAUAGAGGAUCUCUGCUGUUGCUUUUGGUUUGCUCGUUCAUUCAGCUGCCACUAGAUGGCUCCCUGUAAUCAAGAAUUGGAUUUUUCAUCUCAGCCAUUUUCUGUGCAGCAGCAGGCCUCUUCACACAGAUACUGGUCGAUUUGAGUUGGAUUUGAAUUGGUGUCGACGGACGUAUACGAGGAACCCGACUGCUCUGCUGCAUUUGGACUUUUCAAAAGCCUAACUUUCUUAUGAAAAACAAUGUAAAAUGCUUUCUAAAGAAUUGCUACAAUUGAUGAUUCUACAAAAGGUCUGUACACACUCCGGUAAUAAAACACCUUUAAAAACCUCA